Molecule: messenger RNA, 2380 nt
Organism: Juglans regia (Persian walnut)
Lineage: Eukaryota; Viridiplantae; Streptophyta; Magnoliopsida; Fagales; Juglandaceae
Product: DDB1- and CUL4-associated factor 4-like
Exons: 13
Coding region: 180-1721 (513 amino acids)
Molecular function (GO): protein binding
Source: RefSeq, a predicted model, not a curated record
AGCCCUUCCACUUUGGGGGACGAUGGUUUUGAUUUGUUUGGUUUCACUCCACCGACUCAGCACUUGCAGCAACACAGGCAUGUUUUGAUUUUGACCUUUUCCUCUCGUUUGACGCCUCCGCGACCUCCUACAACAAUUUUCUCUCUUCCUCUCUAGCUCUAGAUUACCAGGCCGAAGCUAUGCCACAGCAUCUUCCUGGGUUUUAUUACGAUGCACAGAAGAACCGCUACUUCCCUAUUAAAGGUCCAAUACCCGGAUCUUCUCGUGCUUCUUCUUCGACUACUGCUCCAGAAUUAGCCCAAAAGUCGACACGGGCGACGAACUUAUGCAGGAGAACUGGUGUAAGAGCGUCUAAUUUGCUUCAAGUUAGGGAAUUAUAUGGUAACAUCAUUCCAUUCAUCAAAGGAAAGUGCAACUUCAAGGAGGAAUUCGAAAAGAUACGAAUAUCACAACCCGUGGUUUGGAAGUUUAGUGAAACAGAUAAGAUUGCUGAUGGCGCUUUGGAGCAGAUGCAUGUUGAUGUUCAGACACCCGAGGGUCAAACUGAAGCCGAUGUUUUAUUAACAGGCGGUUUGAAUGGCUCCUUGAGUUUUGUUGAAGUUGGAAAAGUUAGGCCAGAUUUUGAUUUCGGGGUGAAAUGCAUGCCAGAUCGUGUGUGGCCUUUCAAUAAAAAUGACCAAGCAGAUUGUGGUAUGAUUCCUGGGCCUAUUUGUAGAUCUGCCAGAGCUUCCUUAUCAAUGUCAUCAAAUGUAUCUUGCAUAAAAUUGUUUGAAAAGCAGCCCUCUACAAUAGAAGACGGUUCAAGCAUCCGGGGUGCACUAAUAAGUACUUUGGGAUCAGAGACAUCACGUGGAUCUCUCAAUAUUGUUAAACUUGUUGAACCGUUAGAUCUCAAUUCAAGUGUCCCUGGCUUAAAUCAAAGGAUACAUGAGGUAGCUUCUUUCAAUUGUACCAUUUGGACAGCAGAUUGCAGUUUUAAUGGGAGUCGAGCAGCAAUUGGUACUAAUCUGGGAGCUGCUUUGGUGGAUUUGGAAACAGGAGUUGCAUCAUGGGUGUUUCGUAGCAAAAGUGAUGUUUUUGCACAACAGUUUGUUGAGUCGGGAAAUGCUCUUUUAUGUGGACUCAGGAAUGGGGUGAUUGUGACAGUGGAUGUUCGUGAAAAACAGGAAGGGAAUUCAGUUAGACUCAUUAGUCAUAGAAUACCAUACUCACCUUUGAGUAAAACUGUUGGAAGUUCUACUCAAAAAUUGUUCAAGGUCCUUGGGAACAUUGAUUCUUCAUGCACCAUAAAAAUGCCUUCAUCUAUUUCUUGUUUGGUAUCGCUUCAAUAUGAUGACCAUUACUUCUUGGCAAGCUCCAUGGAUGGAUCGGUAAAACUAUAUGAUCACCGUCUAAUCCGGAGAGGAGCUGUGCAAUCUUAUGAAGGGCAUGUUAAUUCCCAUACUCGUAUACAGCUUGCAGUCGAUUCAUCUGAGAAAUUUCUUAUGUCAGGUGGAGAGGACUGCAAUUUACGGCUCUGGAGUAUCAAGUCUGGUGAAUUGCUCUUUGAGAAUAAGUUCUCUAAUUCAGUCCCUUCAACUGUGUGCUGGCGUAGAGCUGAAAGAUUGGUAGGAGUUCAAGACGAGAGGCAAAGCUAUAGAGAGUAUCCAUAUCAGCAGGGCCAUGGUUUGGAGGCAUGGCUUGGAUCUCGUGAAGGACUGUUUUACAUGGAUUGGUCAUGAAUUUGUAGUGAAGAACCAAUAUCAAUGCUAAAGCCCUUAAUUGGUGGUGAGAUUUUGGUUCUGAAAGGCAGGUCCCCCUCAAGCAUGCGAAGCACUACAUUGCCUCUGAUAUGGAUGAGAGCAAUGACAAUACCAACAGCAAACAGGGCCUUUGUGAGUGGAAUCACUAGGAGAUGACAUGAAUGUAGGCAAGUUGAAAGAAUAAUGAUCUUGGACCAAUUCAUGUGAGGGCUGCGUAAUUUUUGUUUGGAGCAUGGAAAAACGUCGUUUUGACAAACAGUUAGAUCUUCUUCAAGCUCUUGCCAAAAAGCAGACCUAGAAAUUGCAGACCUGCCCAUCCGUGACUGUCGGCUCUUUGUAAUGAAGAGUCCAAUCACUACAAAACUAGGCGGAGGAUCAACGGAGAAUUUAAAUAACAUGUGACUUUUUUCCCAAUACUUCUCUUCAAACUCAAGCACACUUCAAUUAGUUGAUUACAUUGCCUAUGUAAUGAAGACAACCCACUUGUGGUUUUGAGUAGUUCUUAUUGUUUGGCUCAACAAAUGCUUUAAUUUAUGAGUGUUGUAAAAGCUGCAACUAUCAAUACGAAACCUAGACUUAAGAGGAGUCUUGAAACCCUUGUACUUAAGACAGUCAACCCUUUGAAGGGAAGUUGUUCA